This is a messenger RNA of Staurois parvus, 330 nucleotides long. The record is from the annotation of a GenBank genome assembly. Lineage: Eukaryota; Metazoa; Chordata; Amphibia; Anura; Ranidae.
UGCCAGCUGUCAGUGCUCAUCCAUGCCACCUGCCAGUGCCCAUCAGUGCCACAUCAAUGCCACAUAUCAGUGCCUACCAGUGCACAUCAAUGCCACAUAUCAGUGCCCAUCUGAGCUGCCUUUCAGUAUCACCCAUCAGUGCCAGUCAGUGCCACCUAUCAAUGCCAGUCAGUGCCACCCAUCAGUGCUGCCAAUCAGUGCCACAUAUCAGUGCCAGUCAGUGCCGCCUAUCAGUGCCCAUCAGUGCUGCCUAUCAGUGCCACCUAACAUCAGUGCCACCUAUCAGUGCCAUAUAUGAGUGCUGCCUUUCAGUGCCCAUCAGUGAUGUCU